Molecule: messenger RNA, 2298 nt
Organism: Vigna unguiculata (cowpea)
Lineage: Eukaryota; Viridiplantae; Streptophyta; Magnoliopsida; Fabales; Fabaceae
Product: 1-acyl-sn-glycerol-3-phosphate acyltransferase BAT2, chloroplastic-like
Biological process (GO): phosphatidic acid biosynthetic process
Molecular function (GO): 1-acylglycerol-3-phosphate O-acyltransferase activity
Source: RefSeq, a predicted model, not a curated record
UGAAAUGGGAUAGAAAACAAUUCCACUGAACUGAGCUGUGUCAAUCUUAAGCAAAAGUCGAGAAACAAAACAAUGUGAUUGAUCCGAACAAUGUGAUACUUUGAAAUUUCCGACUCCAAAUUAAAAAAAGUGCAAAUCAAACCCUAAGCGGUUCUUCGCAUCAAUUUUGAUACCAUGGAAAUCACUCUUCUCUCUUCUCCUUCUCCAAUCCACCAUCCUCCUCAGCUCGGCCACAAAAAAGCGAGAUUCUUCGCGGGAUCCUCUUCCACCCUCUUGUGUACUCACAGAGGAACAACAACUUAUAAUCACCCAAUUUUGAGGAUUUCACAUAAGGCUCCUCAAUGUUGCAUGCAAGGAAUCUCCAAGAAGCUUGGAAAUGUAUCAUGGCUGUUUGUUAGUCCUAAAUUUCUUGUUCAGAAUAAAUUGUCCAGAGAUGUAGUUGUUAGAUCUGAACUUACUGCAGCUGGGUCUGCUGAAGAUGGCUAUUUACUACCAGAGCUGAAAGUGGAAUCUAAAGUCAGGGGAGCUUGCUUUUAUGCUGUCACAGCCUUCAGUGCCAUAUUUCUUUUUGUGCUGAUGAUGGUUGGACAUCCGUUGGUACUCCUGUUUGAUCGCUACAGAAGAAAGUUCCACCAUUUUAUUGCCAAGGUGUGGGCUACACUGACUGUAGCACCAUUUUUUAAAAUUGAAUUUGAGGGAAUGGAGAAUCUGCCACCUCCAGAUACCCCUGCUGUGUAUGUUUCGAAUCAUCAGAGUUUUCUAGACAUAUAUACUCUUCUCACGUUAGGAAGAAGCUUCAAGUUUAUUAGCAAGACUGGGAUAUUUCUUUUUCCAAUAAUUGGGUGGGCAAUGUUUUUUUUGGGCGUCAUUCCUUUGAAGCGCAUGGACAGCCGAAGCCAGCUGGACUGUCUUAAACGAUGUAUGGAUUUGAUCAAGAAAGGAGCCUCUGUGUUUUUCUUUCCAGAGGGAACACGCAGUAAAGAUGGAAAACUAGGCACAUUCAAGGUCUAGUUCAAGAGUACUGCAAAGAAUACAUUCCUAAUCCAGCAAUAGGAACAUACGAUGACCCCGAAGUUUUCCAAGUUCUCAGUUUGUUGCAAAUAGCACUAAAAGAAAAUACUUGAAGCUGUAUGAGUUAUCCAUAAACACAAAAUAAACUUUGCUGGAAGGCAACAGAACAAAAGAAAGCAUUCUAAACAAGAUGACUACUGUAGUUACAUCAAAAUGUGCAUUUCAUUAUAGAGUAAUUCAGAAUGAAGAGGGCUGUAAUGAUGUACUUUCAAAUGAACUGUAUUGUAUGAAAUAUUGCAUGGCCAAGGAGGUAAAAGCAACAUAUGGCUGGGGUAUUUUUUGGCAAUGCCUUUUCACAAAAUUCAAUUUCCAGUCAAUUUGUCAACCAAAUUAGACUAAAAAAAGGUCGAGAAGUUCAUUUAGAAACCAUUGAAAAGAGGUUAGUCAUGCUAGAAGAGUAGAAGCAGAAACUAUCCUUGACUGGAAGGUUGUGUGAAAUCCUUAAAUAGGAGCAAAAACUAAGUCUCGAGUUGCAGGAGUUGGUGCUCAAUUAGAGCAGAAAAAUAGAGAAUAAUGGAAAAAAGGCUUAGGGUUUCAACUAUAUAGCAUGUUGACCACUAAAAUGACUAACAAUGAUCUUUCUUUAGUAACAUGCUACAAGUUGUAAAUGGAUGGGAAAGUAGGAAAAACAGAAAGUUAACUCCAAUGUACUGUCCAACCAACAGGUGGUGACAGGUGUACAAUUUUUAUAUUACAAUAGAUGAUAGCACAAUACAAAGAAAGUAUUUGUUAUUCCGAUUUGACUUGUGUUCAUAACAUGAAUUGUGUCAUGUGGGGAGAUGGAUGAAGUUUAUGUCAUUCACAUACUAAAUAAGUAACUAGCACUAGCACAAUCUGAGAACAUUACUAAAACACUCAAAACACUGGAAGAGUAAUAGUUAUAUUACAAAUGAACUUAUUUUUUAAUUUUGAUAGCAUUUCCUUUUUCAUUUCUUCCUGUCUUCACUUGGGAAUAAAGUGAUUGGGGCGCUUAUUGCACCUAGAUAGGAAUCUGUACCAUAUAGAUGAUGGAAAAAUCGGUAGGAGGGGGGUGCAGGGUAUCAGGGUAUGUGUCAAAUGGACUGACUCAUGAAAGCUAUGACCCAGAAAAAUAAGAGACUCCCUAGCUUAUAUGAUGAUUACGGAAUGUAACUUGAGAUAAAUUAAUUUCAACUAUGUCAUUUUCUUCUUUUUAUACAUGUUUGUUCUGUCUGAGAUUUAUAUCAGUGAACUAACUCAUUGUUUGUG